UUAUAGUGGAUAAGAAUUAAAAACUUUAGGAAAGUUAUUUAAGAAAUUUGUUUAAAGGUUGCAUACAAGUGUCCAACGGAGCUGUUCAAUAAGGUAGAUGUGUGAACGAUAUUCUAAGAACAGUUUCUAGAUUGCAGAGCCGUUUAGUAAAAAUCCAAAUAAAUCAAUAUUUAGAGAAUUAACAAUAUUCGUUUCAAGUGGAAUAAUUGUGUGUGUUAUGGUAGUGGUUGGUAGUAGGAGGAAGGGGGAAUAUAAGAAGCGCUAUGAGCAUCCUAAUAAGUGAAUAUAGUAUUGUAUAUAUGACAUUAUGCCUAUAUGGUUGCUUUUGUAAUGAUCAUAAGCAUAUCUACAAUUAAAGUGUGAUAAAAAUAUGAGAUGUGGUGUUAUUUUCUUUUAAUGUUCAAUAUUGACAACUAAAUCAAAAUCUUACAACUAAAUCAUAAUACUUACAGAAUUUCAACCUGUAAAACUGUAGUAAAUCUUACAGGGUGUAAUACUGGUGUCUGCCAGAUCAGGAUAAACAGGAAAAUUUCAGGGCAUUUAGAUAUCUGCCAAAAAAAUUAGUUGCACACAAAUUCAGAUUUUUUGACGUUUUAGAGAAAAAGUCAUCAGAUGAGUUUUUCAUGUUUCUGGGACAGCUCGUGGGAAUGUUAUCAUUCACUCAAUCUUUGGCUCAAAGUGUUCCAUCAUCUUUAAAGUUGGAGAACAUGAAGUUUACUAUUAUGCAAAAAUCACAUUAUUUAUUAUUUUUAGGGUUUCGUGAUCUUGAUCAACCAGAGUCUUAUUUAAAGAAAAAACUGCAAAUGUUUGUUGAUAUAUUUACUUUUUACAAUGGUUCAUUUGACAGGUUAAGGCAGUCAUGCCAAAGCAAAGAGGAUUUCUUAUCUAAACUUGAUUUAUUAUGUACAAGUUACAUACAGUUUACUCAAUGUUUUUUCAACACAGUAACAUCCAUUUUCUAUUCUAUACCUCGUAUUACUUUUAAUAAGGUCACAUCAAUCAUAUUUUUAAAAGCUGCACGACUUUUAGAAGCUUGUCAAAAGGAAAAUGGUAUUGAAUGUGGUUGCGUGCUUUCUGAAGGAAGAAUGAUUUAUUCACAAAUUCCAUACGAGCUGACACAUCAUCUGCUACUCCUAUACCAACAGAAAUGUCAUUCUCCAAGAGUUUUUUAUCCAGGUAUUGAGUUGCCUUUUGGUGUUUCUAUCCGUUGCAUUUAUGUUACCAUAGAACAAUAUAAUCGGAUUGUUUCUUCAUCUUUGAUGAACUCAUAUAAGAACAAUAAUGAAGGAACUGAGAGUUUUUCUAAUACUUCAGCUGAUCAUUAUUCUUGUGAUACUGUUGAAAAUUCUGUGGUCAACUUUUCUAGUGAUAUUGCCAACUGUCAUGAAAGUAAAAUUUCAAAAGAUGAACCAAGUAACUUAAUUCAAGAUGAUACUAUUGCGCUUCAUCUUUAUGUUCAAAACUACUCAAACACCAUUAUUCUGCUUUUUAUGAACGCUCAAGUAAUAUAUGGAAAAAAAGAGAUUACAAAAUUAUGGGAAUUAUCUCUACCAUGUUUGAAGGAUAUUGAAGCUCAAUUGAAGUCUUUAGUUUCACCACAAAAACUUCAAAAUGCAAGAGACAAGUAUGAAAGUCAUUUAAGUUAUCAGAAAAUAGGUCUAUGUAAAAAUAACCUGAAGAAAAUGGAUAAUGAGGAAGAGUUAAUUAAUACUAUCAAUACAAUACAUCAGCAAUUUAAAAGCUCACCAGGAACAACAGAUAUUUUUUUAAGAAAUCACCGGUUUACAGUUUUUGGUAAGCAAACAGAAACUGAAGAAGUAUUUUAUCAACCAAAUAUUAAGCAACGAUCUACAGGAGAAUUACAAAUAGGAGCAGACAUGACUUGGUUGUUCGAUCUUUAUUCAAACGACAGGCAAAGUUUAAAGAAAAGCUCUAAAAACUAAAUAAAAAUUAAUAAAUUUUAAAUUUUAUUUA
Messenger RNA from Hydra vulgaris (swiftwater hydra), 1974 nucleotides. RefSeq lists its product as uncharacterized. The record is from RefSeq and is a predicted model, not a curated record. Gene Ontology annotation, molecular function: guanyl-nucleotide exchange factor activity; small GTPase binding. Gene Ontology annotation, biological process: melanosome assembly; protein targeting; vesicle-mediated transport. Lineage: Eukaryota; Metazoa; Cnidaria; Hydrozoa; Anthoathecata; Hydridae. Gene Ontology annotation, cellular component: BLOC-3 complex; cytoplasmic vesicle; lysosomal membrane.